Molecule: messenger RNA, 1338 nt
Organism: Blepharisma stoltei
Lineage: Eukaryota; Ciliophora; Heterotrichea; Heterotrichida; Blepharismidae
Source: the annotation of a GenBank genome assembly
AUGAACUUGGGCUUGCCCAAACUAAGCUUCGGCUUAUGUUUAUUACUUGUUUGUGUGUUGUCGAAAGAAGAACCAGAACCUAUCAAUGAAUCAGAAUUUCACGAUGAAAUUGCAAUGUCUCAGACUCGGACAAAAUGAACCGCAUGCAUGUCACUGGCUGCAGCCAAACUCGAUCAGGAUGCCCGUGAGAUAGACACUAUCGCUUCAGACAAUAAAGUGAAUAGAACUCUUUUGGAAAAAAAGAUUGUGGCUGAUAUCAUUGGGAAAUGCUAUGACGUAUUAACUUGAAAGCAAGCAGAAAAUAUUUUGUUCUUAGAAGAGUUUUAAAUCAUAUAAAUUGCUAUUAGACCAUUUUUAUUGAUUUUCAUAUUUUUGGAUGCAUACUGUUUAAAAUUUAAUAUAUUAGCUUAGAAUAGGCUAUAAUUAUAUUUAAAAAAAAAUUAUAAAUAGUCUAUUGCAUAAUCACAGAAUAGAUAAAAAUAUUUUUUACUUGAUCCAGGGAGGUUCAAAAAAAAAAAGAUUUCGAGAGAAGUUAGAGAAAUUGAUUUAAACAGAAAUGACAUUAAGGCUUUGGUUACAUUGGAGAAAAACUCGUAUAAAGGUGAUUUAUCACUUUCAAUGUCUCAAAAAGAGCUCAUUGGCAUGAUCGCAAAAGUAAUUUUUAUUUAGGAUAUGCACACCACUGAUGACGGAUUUGAUUUUGAACCCACUUAUGUGCCUGGGUAUGAAGAAACGGCUAAAUCCAGUAAGUCAUUAUCAACAUAUGGUGGAAUCAUCUUUUCUUUCGUAAUUAAGAUUAAGAUUAAGAUUCGCCUUUCGCCUUGCAGGGCCGGGGAUUUCCACCCCGACACGUUCAUCCCUCCCGAGGAGGCUUGAUGGGCACACUCCCUAUUGCCGCAAACAGGAGAUUCGUGCACCAGUCUUGACAUCCAUAGCUCCUGGAGUCUAACAGCCAACCUUCCAGGUCUAAACUCCCAGUUUCUCGUUAGGAAAAUCCGUCUUCAGGGUCUGAGGGUCAUAUAUCCCUUCAGACAUUGGCCGACCUUGUCCUUUCCAAUGAUUGUUCUGGAGAAAAAACUUAAAUCCCAAGGAUUAGCUCCCUGAGGCCCGAGGAAAGCCAAGCCCGACAUACAUAAAGGAUUAUCAAUCCCUUUCCGCCUAAAUUUCCAUCACUGGGCUGUUGCCUGCUGGUGUUGAAGAAAUAAGGUCGAGAGGUCGGGUGGUAUGUCAUCACCAUUUUUAUUUAUAUAUUCUUUCGUAAUAAUUUGGGUGGCGGUUCAAGCCAUCAGUUUCUUUACGAGCAAAAAGGCUGACUCCGAUAAGCCAAAGACGACUUAA